Thermothelomyces thermophilus ATCC 42464 is the source of this 765-nucleotide messenger RNA. RefSeq lists its product as uncharacterized. The record is from RefSeq and is a predicted model, not a curated record. Bases 1 to 765 code for a protein of 254 amino acids. Lineage: Eukaryota; Fungi; Ascomycota; Sordariomycetes; Sordariales; Chaetomiaceae. The transcript has 3 exons.
AUGCUUAUCAGGGUUCUUGGCACGCAGUCAGGGAUCGACCACUCGGGCGAGCUUUUCCGCGUGCUUCUGGAGCUGCGGUGCCAUACUGUGUACUCCGUAUGCGACACGGCAGACGGCCCAGACGGCGACCCGGCGGAUUCAUUCCCGACCAAGGCGGGCUUUCCAAUUGUUGACAUUGUGCUUGAUGUGACUUUUGAGACGUCCAAAGAAACGCUGAAGGCGGCGAGGAGGGCGGCAAAGCCUCGGCCGCGCCAGAAUGUUGCCCCCCCGCCAGCUCUGAAGCCCGAGACCCGGGUCGGUUAUAGAGUGCAACUGUCGGCCCUGAAGCAGAACUCAAAAUACUUCGACAACUUGCUCAGUGACACCAGGUUUGCCGAGGCCAGGUCGAUAGAGCAAGGCUUCAAGGAACUGUCCCUCAGAAACGUGAAGCCGUCAGAGGCCGACGCCGGCGAUCUCCCCGUGGUGAGAAUCCACGAGGAUGACGAGGCGACCCGGUCGGCCGGCCAUGUCUCGGUCUUUGAGGACCUGUUGAGGAUCCUGCAUAGGGAGCAGUCGACUUCCAAGGCCGUGAUAAUGCAUUACCUCGCGGUCCUUGCUGUGCUCGCCGACCGGUUUGACUGCCGUCCCGGGAUGACGGCCCUUCCAUAUCCAGGGCAGGUGAAGAGAUCCUCCGGCAAAAGAUCCUCGUCGGCCUGGCUGCUCGACCAACCCCUCAAGCUGCACGCGGCCACCCGCGAGCUGAUCAUGAGCGGCUCGCGGAGGUAG